Messenger RNA from Chroicocephalus ridibundus (black-headed gull), 5524 nucleotides. It is a transcript of the gene TGFB3, whose product is annotated as transforming growth factor beta 3. Gene Ontology annotation, cellular component: extracellular region. The record is from RefSeq and is a predicted model, not a curated record. The coding region runs from base 336 to 1943 and encodes 535 amino acids. Gene Ontology annotation, molecular function: transforming growth factor beta receptor binding; cytokine activity; growth factor activity. The transcript is spliced from 7 exons. Gene Ontology annotation, biological process: regulation of cell population proliferation; transforming growth factor beta receptor signaling pathway. Lineage: Eukaryota; Metazoa; Chordata; Aves; Charadriiformes; Laridae.
GGGGUGGGGGCGGCGGCGGUGGCUGCGCGGCUGCUGAAGCCAUUAGCGCGGUGCUGCGGGCGAAGGCCGGGCUUGCAGCUCCCUCCCCCGCCGGAGCCCCGUCCCGGGGACGUCAUGGGAGGGAGGUAUAAAAUUUCAGCGGCGGGGCCGGGGCAGAGGCAGUGUGCGCGGGAGGGGCGGCGCGGCGCGGCGCGGUGCGGUGCGCGGCCGGGGCACGGCGGCCAGCGGAGACCGCGGGCGGCGCCGCUCCCGGCCGUGCGGGGAGCGCCGCGGUGCCGCGGAGCCGGGGUUGGGGCAGCGGGCGAUGUAGGGCGCGGGGCCCGGCGGGGGCAUGAAUGGUGCAGCGAGAGGGGCGGGCGCCGCGCUCCCCCCGCGGCGGCGGGGCGGCGCGGGCCGCUGACACGUGCGGCGGCGGCGCGGCGCGGCGGGGCGCCCCCGGCUCCGCGGGACGCGGGGCGGCGCAUGGGGAAGGAGCCCGGCGCGGCGAGGCACGGCGCCUGCCGCUUCUCCUUGCGGAGCGCUGCCAGCUCUUCCUGGAAGUCCUGAGUCGCGCACGGCGCAGUGAGUUCAUGCACCUCCUCGCCAAGCCUCAGCCUGCGGGAUCUGGGGAGGCUGCCGCCAGCACACCGCCCGGUCCCCCGCGCCCGCUCGCCGACUCCCGGAGGUCUCUCCCGGGGGCCUCCGCCGCCGCCGCCCCCUCGCACAUGAAGAUGUACGUGCAAAGGGCUCUGGUGCUGCUCUCCCUGCUGAGCUUCGCCACCGUGAGCCUCUCGCUGUCGUCCUGCACCACCUUGGACCUGGACCACAUCAAGAAAAAGAGGGUGGAAGCCAUCCGGGGGCAGAUCCUGAGCAAGCUGCGGCUCACCAGCCCCCCGGAGACCGUGGGGCCGGCCCAUGUGCCCUACCAGAUCCUGGCCCUCUAUAACAGCACCCGGGAGCUGCUGGAGGAGAUGGAGGAGGAGAAGGAGGAGAGCUGCUCUCAGGACAACACCGAGUCCGAAUACUAUGCCAAAGAGAUCCAUAAAUUUGACAUGAUCCAGGGCCUCCCCGAGCACAAUGAGUUGGGCAUUUGUCCAAAAGGUGUCACCUCCAAUGUGUUCCGCUUUAAUGUGUCCUCGGCAGAGAAGAACAGCACCAACUUGUUCCGGGCUGAGUUUCGAGUGCUGCGUGUCCCCAACCCGAGCUCCAAACGCAGCGAGCAGCGCAUUGAGCUCUUCCAGAUCCUUCGGCCGGAUGAGCACAUAGCAAAGCAGCGCUACCUCAGUGGCAGGAAUGUGCAGACACGGGGCUCCCCUGAGUGGCUAUCCUUCGAUGUCACCGAGACUGUGCGUGAGUGGCUUCUGCACAGAGAGUCCAACCUUGGCCUGGAAAUUAGCAUACACUGUCCUUGCCACACUUUUCAGCCCAACGGGGACAUCUUGGAGAAUUUGCAUGAGGUCUUGGAGAUCAAGUUCAAAGGCAUUGAUAGUGAGGAUGACUAUGGCCGUGGGGACUUGGGGCGUCUGAAGAAGCAGAAAGACUUGCAUAAUCCCCACCUCAUCCUGAUGAUGUUACCCCCACAUCGGCUGGAGAGCCCAGCGCUGGGAGGCCAGAGAAAGAAACGGGCCCUGGAUACCAACUACUGUUUCCGGAACCUGGAGGAGAACUGCUGCGUGCGUCCUCUGUACAUCGACUUCCGGCAGGACCUUGGCUGGAAAUGGGUCCACGAGCCUAAGGGCUACUUCGCUAACUUUUGUUCGGGCCCUUGUCCGUACCUCCGCAGUGCAGACACCACUCACAGCACGGUGCUGGGCUUAUACAACACGCUGAACCCUGAGGCAUCUGCUUCGCCCUGCUGCGUACCCCAGGACCUGGAGCCGCUCACUAUCUUGUACUAUGUUGGGAGGACCCCCAAAGUGGAGCAGCUCUCCAACAUGGUGGUGAAAUCCUGCAAGUGCAGCUGAAAGGCAUCCUGGCCCGCCCAAAGCCAAGAGAGAAACUGUCAGCACCUACUCUCCUGCUCCCAGGCCAACACAAAAGGAACUGCGGGGCAGAGACUACGCAUGCUGAGGGCCAAGUGCCAAACCCUGUGGCUUAUGGUCUGGCAGCCCUUGGGGAUCUCUUUUGGAACAUUUCUUGGUCUUGUUGGCAGUGUCAUGUUCCUUCUGGGAGUUACUUUGGUGACACGAAGGCCACACUAUUCAAAAUGGCUGGACAGUUGGUGCGGAAGAGAAGGAUAGGCUGGAGGAACUGCUGUGUUUAAAUGCUGGGUGGUUGAGCUGGGAAAGCGAGGGAAUGAGAAAGAGCAGAAGGAAUGGAAAUGGGGAGAUAUUUUCUCUUCUAGCUUUAGCUACCUUAGGACCUCAGCCCUCCCCACUGGCCUGAAGAAUUAAAGGUUUCCCCUGUAGGAGGAAACCCUGAAAGUUUCUUUAGAGAAAGAAAAUGCACCAAGAAGGGAAGCUGCUGAGAGAAGAAAUGCUCAGAGAUACACUUAGACUUUUGUUCCUCAGAGGUGUGAUCCAGGAGUCCUGCAACUGAAACUCUGUGUGCGUCUGCCAAACCUGUAAGUUCAGUUGGCAGAUCCUGGCUAUUCAUUUCUAAAUGCAAACUGCAAGGCUCCCAGCCAGCCUGCUGAGGGUGGGCAAAUACAAGGAAAGAGGGUGCUGAGUCCAUUUUCAGAGGGACUGAUGUCUCCAUUCAGCUCUUUUCCCUUCCUGGAGUUUCUGAGAGAUCAUUUCUGGGUUGGGGCAAGAGCAAUAUCUCUGGGUACCUGAAUAUUGGGCCCAUUCAUUUGUGAGCUGAUACACCCUGAGGACCUCCUGUCUGUUGUGGUUUGUGAGGUGCUUUGGGGUGUUCUGCAUGAUGACCUGAACGUGGCCCAGGCCUCACCUGCCAAGACUUAAAAAAUAGUAAUCUCAAAAACAUUGUAAAAAAUAAAUAUUUGAGGGGGGAGAUGCUCUUUUUUUCACAAGCAAGUUGUUUGUUGGAGGGUUAGAUGGUUUGCUGUUUUUAAACUGCUACUGCUGUGGCAUACUCAGUCAGUCUAAAGUCCUUCCCCUUUCCAAAAUGUCUCUUCAAAGGAACAGGCAGAAUUUAGGUCAGCCAGAGAGCCCCAGAAUGGAAAUUCCUUGGUACACUCAAACCGUGCCUGGUGUAUAUGUGCCCUGUCCCGCCCAUGUCCUUCAGACAUGUACAUCACCUCUGGCACCCGCUUUUGAUAGAUUUCAUAUGUAGCUCCCCUCAAAUGUAAAACACUUUCAGCAAUACUGUUUAAAUAACCAGGGCAGUACAGUUGCCACAGCUGACAAAUGUCCUAUGUCCAUUUGAAUAUAUAUGGUCGGCCAGUGCAGACUUGUACAGGCAGGUAAAUAACACACCCAUCCUCCCAGUUGACAGAGAACAUUGUAGAUGCUCAUAAAAAGCUCACAGAUGUUGCCCAGGCAAGAAUACUUUUUUAAAAGAAUGGUCUUUUUCAGACAUUUUUACCCAUUUUUACCCACGGGUAAAAAACUCCGGUGCUUGCAUGCCACAUGAGACUCAGAGGCUGCCUCUCUGACUCCAAACCACAACUACUUAAAGUCAUGUUCUAGGGAUCACAGAGGUUCCUCUCUGUCCCCUGGCCCCCAGCAACUAAGUGUAAAAUGACACCUAGCUGGUUAAUCGCUCAUGGCCAGGGCUGCCCAUGGGCAACUCAGAAUUCACCUCUUCCAUAAGCCCUUCACAAUAAUGGCUGCUUCCAUAUACCUCACAUGAGGCUGCCGUAACAUGUAAUCUCAAACAUUUUAAUAAACUAUAAACAACCCUUCCUGCACCAUCACCAGCAUGCUAGAGGUUAGAAAGGGUGGGUCAGCAGAGGGAGCCUGCCAACCUGGCUGGUGCACACAUGGUGUGACAGAGGCACUCCCCAGCACUUAGCUCUAUCCCUUUCAUCGCUCUGGGGCUCCUUGACCUGUCAUGGGUGUGAUGAUGAAAGGUGCAGCUCUGACCAGUCCUGCAGCACUACUGUAUUACUGUGACCUGGUGCAGCUCUCCAUGCCCAUGCUUCCCCCUCGCCUCCCCAAGGAGGGAGCAAAUAAAUACGUUAUGAUUACACUACCAUGCUGACAGGCCAGAAAUUUAGUGGCUGUAAUGGGGGUUGGGGGGGAAAUCCAGAUGCCAAUUGGCGUAGGAAUUCUCUCUAAUCUCCUUUUAGCAGCAGUCCCUGGGGAGGUUUUGGUUUACAAGCUGCAGCCUGUUCUUUGGUCAUUGCUCCUCCUGAGCCCUAGGCUGGCUCUGCUGCCCAUCCAAUUGAAGGGCUUCCUUGCUAGUAAAGGGGAAAAAAAAAAAACCAAAAAACAAAAAACUAAGAAGGGGGAGCUGCAAAGAGCUGAGCUAGAACACUUGCACAGCUCACAGUCCUACGUGGCACUUGGAGCACGUCAGAACCACCCACGGAUUAACCCUGGCAAGCCCCUUGAAGUGGGUCUGUCUUACUAGCCCCAGUUCACUGCUGCUCCUCAGUGGCAGGGAGGGGUGGCACAAGGGCCAAGCUGUUUAUCUCCUUGGAAAGGAGGCAAAAUGACAAUGCAGCAUCAGGGGACAAGAGUCUUGGGGCAUCCAGCCAGUAAGGACAAGGUAAUCUCAUAGAUACAGUAAUCCUUGAAGUCAAACGGACACAUUUCAGUUCUGCUUCUCUGUCCAGCCCUCUGUUUCCCUAGCAACAUUUGAGAAGUAGAUUUGUGAGACAGGAUCUGAAUUCAUUUUCUUACAAUUAAAAUAGCUUUUCUAAGAGUGUUUUAGCUAUAAUUCAGCAACAAACGAAACUAUCUACAUGGGGUUAAUAACACAUUGAAUACACUCCUGGGUGCAGGCUUACCAAAACGUUUCAGGACACUUGUGUGAGAAGGCAGAAGGCAGUUCUCUAUAUGCUCCGUUACUAGAUGGCAAAUUGAGGAAAACAAUGGGAAAGAAAAAGUGGGAUCUUCACUGCCAACACUGAAUACAGCUCCCAACAGUUCCCUUUUGUUGUCCCCAGGAACAAGCAAAAGCUGAUGAAAACAAUCCCAGCACACUGUCUAACAAAGAUCAAUGGUUAGAAAGAGUGAAAAAACCCCUAUUCUGCACUGCCAUAAGGCAGAUCCUACACAGAUGAUCAAACGACCGUCUGUGCAGUCCCUGCUUCUCUGUGACACACUCUAUUCCAGCAUGCAAGAGGCCUAGACCUGAACUUGAACACCUUGUUUUUCAGGCUGUAGUGCAUUAUAGAGCUCUGCAAGGAACACUGCUUCAGUACAUACAGGAACGUACAUUGGUAUUUCAGCAAACAGCCUUUGCAGGCUAAAUGAGUCUUUGUUCCCUGGUCUUUGGGUUGGACGGUCUCUAGCUAUCUCACUGCACUUACAAAAAGCAGUAGUACAUCCCCGUUACUACUGUGUGAACUGGGAUAUGCUGCAUUCUGUUUCACCUUUCCAUAACAACAGAUAUCAGUAUACACAGUAAACAAAGAUGAACCAUGUCCAAAAGUAAUAAAAGAUACAAAAGACAAACAUACCUGUCCGCUCCUCUG